AUUCUCACCCAAAGAUUUGUCGUUUGCUUCAAUUUGCAUCAUCAGAACUUCUCCGUUCUGAGCAUCAAGUUCUCUCUCUCUCUCUCCACCUUUUUCUUUCCCAUAAAACUCCUUUGCAUUGCAGCCUCAAGAAUCUCUUUUAUAGGUAAAUAUACUGCCACCCUUUUGAUCUCAGAGCUUAUCCAGCCAUUACAGUCAUGAACAGCAAUCAUAUUGACCUGGUAGGUGGUGGUGUGCAAGAAAGAAAGGGAACAAAAAUAGCCAGAACCAAGAAAAAGCCUAUGAAAGUAGUGUACAUAUCCAACCCUAUGAAGUUCAAGAUAAGUGCAUCUGGAUUUAGGGCUUUGGUUCAAGAACUCACCGGCCAAGACUCUGAAUUGCCAGACCCUACUAAGAUUGUGGACGAUGAUGAUCAUGGUGUCGGUGGAAAUAGUCGAACGGUUUCAAAUGCUUCAAAAACUGUUGUUGAUGAUCACUAUGCACUAGAUGUCCCCACAAAGGAUCCUAGUCAAGAGCAGCCUGAAAGACAAGAUGCUCCAUUUGAGUCUUUCGAUGACGUUUUCAUGCCUCAAAUGUUAGAGAAUGUUGCAGGAAUAAUGCCAUCAAAUUCAUGGUACGAAGCUUACUCAUAUGGAUAUGGUGAGAAGCCUUGCAAUAUAGUUUGAGGUUCAUUGAAUCCAGUUUAGGAAAAGAUUACUGUUAUCUGUCCGGAGAGGAUCGGAAGAGACUGUACAAAGUCCACUGGCUAGCUAGCACUCCCUCUCUCUUCCACACAAGGGCAGAUCACACACACUCUCUCUCUAUUUGGAUGCAUGCAUGCAUGCAUGCAUUUUUUCUAAAUUAUAUUUAUUGUGCCUUGCUCAAGUCCUUCCUAUUUUUAGCCCAGUGGACAAGUGGGAAUGAACUCAUAAGACAUGUAUAAUAGUGGCAAGGUGUCCCACGGCCAGGUUGUUUUGUCGCGAGUGACGUUUUUAUCUGCAGGGUGUGCACGGGUAUUUUCGAGAGAAAAAACUGAGGCAAAAAACCAAAAAACUAGCUCUAGCUCAUAAUAGACCUCGACUGUUCUGAGCAGCCAUCAUACUGGAGUUGGGGAGUUGUUUUUUCUACACUUGCCAGCCACACUCUGUACGUGCCAUGUGGAAUUAGUGAAAGUUUAAUACAAUAUUGGUAGCCACAAAUUCUUUUUUAU
Messenger RNA from Populus euphratica (Euphrates poplar), 1189 nucleotides. Its product is annotated as sigma factor binding protein 1, chloroplastic-like. NCBI's taxonomy places the organism in Eukaryota, Viridiplantae, Streptophyta, Magnoliopsida, Malpighiales, Salicaceae. The record is from RefSeq and is a predicted model, not a curated record. Bases 198 to 665 code for a protein of 155 amino acids. The transcript has 2 exons.